UCUCUUGUUAACCAUGUUUAGAAUAUCUCAACGCCUUGUUUCUAAAAAUGUUCUUGGACAUGUGACACAACCUGUCCAUGCUCGUAUGGUAAGCAACCUAAUCAAAACAAUCACUCAUAGACUGCUUAGUUAUCCACAGGCAUCAUGUCCAACACAAAGCGAGUGGCAUCUUUAAGCUUGGUUGCACAAAGAGCAGCAAAGGCCAACAACGCUCGUAUUCUCGGCAUGACAGCCAUGAACCACUUGUCCAUGCGUCACCUCAGCACAGAAGAAAAGGUCGAGAGCAACUCUACUGAAUCAGCUCAUGAACUUGUACAACAAGCAGCUCAAUCAACUUCGCCUGAUGCCCUUGUUAAUGCCGCUUCUCAAAUUGGUGAUUUCAAAGCACUUGGAUUAUGUAACUUUACACCUGUAGGUGGUUUAGAAGCCAUGUUUGAGUAUAUUCAUCUCUACAGUGGAUUACCAUGGUGGGCCACCAUUGCUGCAGCGACAUUGGUGGUGCGUUUUGCUCUUUUGCCUAUGAUGGUCAAGAUCCAACGCAACAAUGCUCGUCUGAUGAACAUCAAUCCCGAUGUCACACGUAUCAUGGAAAACUUGAAAGCAGCACAAGCUCAGGGCGAUGCUUUAGCUACCGGUAAAUACACACAAGAGAUUCAGACGCUGUUUAAAAAGAACGAGUGUCAUCCCAUGAAGUCAUUGGGUCUUCCCUUGAUCCAGAUGCCCAUCAUGAUCAGUUUCUUUAUGGCCAUUCGUGGUAUGGCUGAAGUGCCUGUUCCUGGAUUACAAGAUCAAGGUUUGUUUUGGUUUAGUGAUUUAGCUGCCAAAGAUCCAUACUAUGUUCUUCCUGCUCUCAGUGCUGCAGGUGCUAUGGCUGUAUUGGAGGCAGGUACAGAAGCAGGUGCAGCCAAUCCUCAGAGUAAAGGCAUGAAGAAUGUGUUUCGUGGUUUGACUGUCUUGGUGAUUCCCUUUACGGCAUGGAUGCCAAGUGGUGUCUUUGUGUAUUGGAUUACUUCCAAUUUGUUUUCGAUUGGUCAAAUCUUGGCCUUAAAGAACCCAUCAAUUCGUAAGGCUUUAAAUAUUCCCCAAUUGAUCAAACGACCUGAAGAACUUCAAAAGAACACCAAGGGAUUUAUGGAGAACUUUAAGGAUCAACAAAAACACUAUGAAAAGUUGGAAAAGGACAGAGCUCUUCGUGAAAGACAACAAGCUACUGCUGCUGCCAGAAGGGCUGCUAAGCGUAGAUUCUAAUCUCAUUAUGUAUAGAAUUUAAAUAAAACAAUGAGUGUAUUUUAUACAAUGAAACCUUGUUGCUUAUAUAUAUAUAUGUAUGUACAUAUAAAAAAAGAGGGGGAUCUUUCUCUUUAUUCAUUUACUAUGGGUUGCUGUCAAUCUCGUCCUCGUCUUCCAAAGGGUACUGAAAAGUAAGUCAUUCUGCUUAACAUGAUAUGUUCUUAUAUGUGUAUACAGUUGGUAAUUGAGUGUGUCCUUCACUCUGCAAAGUUGUAAAAGAAUACUUUAUUUUCUUUUGUAUGAAUAAAGUCUUAAUUGUGACUUGUUGCUCUUUUCUC
This is a messenger RNA of Gilbertella persicaria, 1568 nucleotides long. RefSeq names its product 60Kd inner membrane protein-domain-containing protein. The record is from RefSeq and is a predicted model, not a curated record. The transcript has 2 exons. Gene Ontology annotation, biological process: mitochondrial respiratory chain complex IV assembly; protein insertion into mitochondrial inner membrane from matrix. Lineage: Eukaryota; Fungi; Mucoromycota; Mucoromycetes; Mucorales; Choanephoraceae. The coding region runs from base 145 to 1248 and encodes 367 amino acids. Gene Ontology annotation, cellular component: mitochondrial inner membrane. Gene Ontology annotation, molecular function: membrane insertase activity.